Molecule: messenger RNA, 2769 nt
Organism: Fomitiporia mediterranea MF3/22
Lineage: Eukaryota; Fungi; Basidiomycota; Agaricomycetes; Hymenochaetales; Hymenochaetaceae
Product: cleavage and polyadenylation specificity factor subunit
Exons: 9
Coding region: 1-2769 (922 amino acids)
Biological process (GO): mRNA 3'-end processing by stem-loop binding and cleavage
Cellular component (GO): mRNA cleavage and polyadenylation specificity factor complex
Molecular function (GO): RNA binding
Source: RefSeq, a predicted model, not a curated record
AUGAUCACGUUCACUCCAUUGUCAGGCGGCGCACGCCUUUCGAAAACAAUUCCGCUCUCCUACCUUUUACAAGUCGACGAUGUUCGCAUCCUUCUUGACUGUGGAUCCCCAGGCUGGUGUCCUGAACAUGCAAUCGCAGGGUCUGAAGAUUCAAGUGACUCACAAUCCUUCUCUUGGGAGUCUUAUUGCAAGGCACUGAAAGAAUGCGCUCCGACUGUCGACCUGGUCCUUAUUUCACACGGUGACCUUCAACACGCGGGACUUUACGCGUAUGCCUACGCGCAUUGGGGACUUCGUGCUCCGACUUACACGACUUUACCCGUGCAAGCAACGGCACGUCUAGCUGCCGUCGAAGAGGCCGAAAGUAUACGAUCCGAGGAAGAUGUGGAUAACAGGAAUGAAACAUCGAAUGAUGCCGAGGCAAACGAUCGCAUGGACGUCGACGAUGUGUUAAGGAGGAAAUUCGUGCCAAGCCCAGACGACGUACGGGAAGCAUACGAUUCCAUCCACACACUACGAUACUCUCAGCCCGCUCAUUUGCAGGGCAAAUGCCAGGGCCUUACAAUAACAGCUUUCAACGCUGGCCACACCCUAGGUGGUACAAUUUGGAAAAUUCGAUCCCCUUCAGCUGGAACUAUCCUCUACGCCGUCGACUUAAACCAUCUUCGUGAACGACAUUUGGAUGGGACAGUCAUACUCAGAGGGGCAGGUGCUGGUGGAGUCUACGAGGCUCUUGCUCGACCAGACCUAAUGAUUACAGACGCCGACCGGGUAAACAACAUUUCUUGUAGGAAAAAAGAUCGCGAUGCCCAAUUGAUAGACACCGUGACCUCUACACUCUCCUCACGACAUUCGGUGUUGAUGCCAUGCGAUUCCAGUACCCGCUUACUCGAGCUUCUGGUCUUGCUCGAUCAACAUUGGACGUACUCCCGCUUCAAGUUUCCUAUUUGUCUCGUUUCUCGAACAGGCCGUGAAAUGCUCACUUUCGUGCGGAGUAUGAUGGAAUGGUUAGGCGGUACAAUAAGUAAAGAGGACGUCGGCGAGGAUACCGGGAAUAAUGCAAAUAAUAAGCGACGAAGGGAUGAUGACAACGAAGAGGAAGCGCUGGGUGCUCUUGCUUUACGAUUCAAAUACCUUGAGUUCUUCCCUAAUCCGCAAGCCCUCUUGCACACUUAUUCUUCGAAAGACCCCAAGUUAAUACUUGCCGUCCCUGUUUCACUCUCUCACGGCUCAUCGCGAUCCAUAUUUUCUGAAUUCGCGUCAGUGGCAGACAAUGUCGUCCUCCUUACGAGCCCAGGCGAGGAUGGGACACUUGCAAGGACGCUUUUCGAUAUGUGGAAUGAUGAACAACGAGAGGAUGACAAGUGGAAUAAGGGUAAACUUGGACGAAACGUGAUGUUGGACAAGACGCUCAAGCUCACUAUGAAGUCCAAAGUACCUCUCCAAGGUGUUGAACUGGAGGAAUACUUAAAGAAGGAACGCGCUGCAAAGGAGAAGGAAGCCGCAGAAGAGGCUGCGCUUGCCCGCACGCAACGCAUGCUAGAGGCCGACGAGGGUGACUCCGAAUCAGAUGACUCAGAGGACGAAGAUGCCGUCGAGCAGACUCUCGACGACAUGAUGGACGUGAGUGACGACCAUGAUGGAUUAUCUCCUGUCUUCGCCGAACCCGGUGCUGGUGGUGGGCGGAGGCGCAGUCGAAAAGAGGCCGAUACAGGUGAUUGGAGUUUCGAAACAGAAGACGGGAGUACAAAGCCGAUGCUCUCGUUUGAUAUCUAUAUGAAGGGGAACGUCUCAAAACAAUCGUCGUUCUUCAAAACCGAAGGACCACAACAACAGCGAUUCAGGAUGUUCCCCUACGUCGAACGUAGGAGACGAGUAGACUCGUAUGGAGAGGUCUUGGAUGUGGGGUUGUGGCUAAGGAAGGGCAAACUACUCGAAGAAGAAGCAGAAAGCGAGGAGUCGAAGGAGGCAAAGAGGAAGAAGGAAGAGGAGGAAGAAGCCAAGAAAGCACCUGCGGAACCCCCAUCAAAAUACAUCAGUUACGACGUGGACGUUCAGCUCGCCUGCCGACUCCUAUUUGUCGACAUGGAAGGUCUAAAUGAUGGUCGAGCAGUCAAGAAAAUAGCUGCCCACGUCAAUCCACGAAAAUUGAUCAUUGUACAUUCAUCGUCGGAUGGCGCACAGUCGCUUAUCGAAGCGUGUGGUGCUGUUCGGGCAUUGACCAAAGAAAUUUAUGCUCCAGACAUUGGAGAGCAGGUACAAAUCGGCCAGCAUACAAACAGUUACUCUAUCUCUUUGUCGGAAGAACUCCUUGCAUCGGUCAGGAUGUCCAACUUUGAGGACAAUGAAGUCGGAUUCAUCCAGGGCUGUAUCGCGAGCCUUGCGAGCUCCACAAUCCCAAUCCUAGAGCCUGUCUCUAAUCUCACUUCACGAUUGGAGGACGUCCCGAUGGAGUCAGAGCAGCUCGUCAAACCUGCUCGCCUCGGGUCAAGACCAGCGACAAAACUUCCUCGAUCCACCAUGAUCGGCGACUUGAAACUUACCGCUCUCAAAGCACGAUUAUCAAAGAUGGGUGUACACACCGAGUUUGCUGGUGAAGGUGUUUUACUCUGCCGGAAUAGCUCUUCGGAUGAGGACGUAUCGACAGAGUCGAUCGUUGCUGUCCGGAAGAAGGCGGAUGGUAAAGUUGAGCUUGAAGGCACGGUUACAGAGGUAUAUUAUACUGUAAGACGAGCUAUCUAUGAGUUACAUGCUUUGGUAGCUGCAUAG